AUGAAAAUGUUAAAAAAAAAUAACAGGAAAGUAAAUGUUUGAAAAUUAUUAAAAAUAAAAGUGAAGACGAGUGAUGGAUUCGGAAUAUUUCGAUGAUUCCUGGAACGUUAAAGUGCAACAAUUUCGUAGAUUUAUUCGUACGUUGUUUAGAGAAACGAUUAGAAAAUGUCGUUCUAGAAGAAGAGGAUAUACUAGAUUUUUAACCGACGAUGAAAAAAGGUGGUUGGCCCGCAACGAAUAUGAUUUGUCCGCCAGGUUUGGAAUACCUUAUGGGCCUUGAUCAUUUGUUUGUCAAACAAAAGAUCGAACUUUUCGAAGUAAUUGUCGAUUUUGAAACUAAAAAUAAAUAUAAAGUAAUGAACAUAAGGGGUGAACAAAUUUAUUACGUAGCUGAAAAAUCAAGCUGUUGUUCGCGUUAUUGUUGUGGAACUUAUCGCAGUUGCGAAUUUCAAGUAAUGGAUGGUGUGGGAAGAGAAGUUCUUAAUAUGAUUCGUCCAUUGAAAUGUGAUAGUUGUUGCUGUCCAUGUUGCUUACAGGAAUUGGAAGUUUAUUCUGGUGGUGUUUUAAUGGGAUCGGUUGUUCAAGAUUGGUCUAUUUUUAGGCCAUGGUUUUCAGUACGCAAUGCAAAUGGCGAUACGGUACUAACAAUAAAAGGACCAUUAUUGCGUUGCCUAGAAGCUAAUUUUAAGGUAAAAUCUGCCGAUGGUGUUCAUCGAGUUGGUAUGAUAAGUAAACAAUGGAGCGGCAUUACUCGUGAAUUUUUUACCGAUACUGACAAUUUUGGUAUAAGUUUUCCUUUAGAUCUUGACGUUAAAAUUAAAGCCGUUCUUCUUGGUGCAUGCCUUUUGAUAGAUUUCAUGUAUUUCGAAACUUCUCCUACUUAAUGUGAUUCUUCUUUUGAAGACAGGGAGAGAAAUUCUACCGAGUUGCUUAUUAAAUUAUAAACUAGUAACAAAUAUUUAUAAAACUAAAAAGAACAAAAUGCGCUUUUUAUUAAAUGUCUUCGAUUAUUUAUACAAAUACUCUACUUUUUGAGAUAACUUAAUUUAAUAUACUCUCUAUCAAAUAUACAAAUAUAUAUAUGAUCACACCCUUUUUGAGAUACCUGUCAUA
Messenger RNA from Polistes dominula (European paper wasp), 1113 nucleotides. Its product is annotated as phospholipid scramblase 2. Gene Ontology annotation, biological process: plasma membrane phospholipid scrambling. Gene Ontology annotation, cellular component: plasma membrane. The record is from RefSeq and is a predicted model, not a curated record. Lineage: Eukaryota; Metazoa; Arthropoda; Insecta; Hymenoptera; Vespidae. Gene Ontology annotation, molecular function: phospholipid scramblase activity.